AUACCCUAAGUUGGUGUUUUCUCAAAAAUGCCAAAAAAUAAUAGAAAUAUGGAGAGAGGGGAGAAAAAUAGUGGUGACACCAGCUUUUCAUCUCAAGGCUGUUAUAUUGGUCAACUGGUAUUCCGCCUGCUAUGCUUCGUUUAUUUUUUUCCUAUUUAAUACUGGCUAUAAUCUGCACCAUGUUCUUGCCCAAGAAAUUUAUGAGGGAAAACUUUGAUUUAGUUCAAGAAAGAUAUUGUGAGGAGCAUCUGGAGAAGGGAAAGAUUCUGCUUCUAACCUUCCAAGCCAUUGAAGAUUCUUCCAGCAUUCUUUGAAAUCCAAAUGUUAGAAAAGUAGUAAGAGCAUGGCCACAAAUUAGCUUAAGCUGCUUGCUCAUCCAAAUUGAAGAGUUUACAGGAGGCUUGCUCGCUAAAGGACCUUUAAUUCAAAGGGUUGCCCAGGGUUAAAGCAAUUUCACUCUUUAUGGCUAUCAAUAUUUCAUGUAAGUUAGUUUCCUAGUUUACUCUAUACUGCACUCUCUUGUUUCCUUUCAACAACAAUAUUCUCCAAAUCCUCCUGCUAAGUAAAUCAUGCAAGUGUUAUGGUUGUUCCCUCUUUCUUGAGGGUGAGGGUGUAGAGGAUUCGUUAGUACUGUAGUGGCAGAUUCAUAUUGCAUUUUGAUCCUGAGUUUUAGGAAUGAGGAUGGAGGUUUGCAAGCAUGUUACUGUGUAGCCUGAACAUAAUGGCAGAAUCUUGGGUGUCCUAAUCCAACGUGUACGCAUGAAACUGAACCCAAGUUCUCAAUUGAUGU
Messenger RNA from Rubroshorea leprosula, 790 nucleotides. Lineage: Eukaryota; Viridiplantae; Streptophyta; Magnoliopsida; Malvales; Dipterocarpaceae. The record is from the annotation of a GenBank genome assembly.